Molecule: messenger RNA, 1155 nt
Organism: Capronia coronata CBS 617.96
Lineage: Eukaryota; Fungi; Ascomycota; Eurotiomycetes; Chaetothyriales; Herpotrichiellaceae
Exons: 1
Coding region: 1-1155 (384 amino acids)
Molecular function (GO): oxidoreductase activity
Source: RefSeq, a predicted model, not a curated record
AUGGUUAAUACCAUCAUAUCACUCGCUGCGCUUGCGCUUUCAGUCCUGACGACGCUCAUUGAAGCUGCUCCAGCCCCAUCGCCAGCACCAUGGGGACCACAUUUCGGCUCUGGAUUUCCUGUGUUUCCUGGGUUUCCUGGAAAUCAUGCACCAUGCACCGAGGACCGAAUCAAGAUCCGCAAGGACUUCGACUCGAUGGCACCUGAAGAGCGAAAGGCCUUUACCGACGCAAUCAAUUGUAUGAUGACCAAGCCAUCGCAACUCAACCAAACCCUGUAUCCGGCCGCCACCAAUCGUUAUAUGGACUACGCCGUCACCCACGUCAAUCUCACGCAGCAGGUGCACCUAUCGGGAUUUUUCCUGACGUGGCACAGGUACUACAUUCACCUGUUUGAGCAGGACCUGGCUGCACAAUGUGGAUACACUGGUGCAUUCCCCUAUUGGAACUGGCCUGCCACCGCGGACAACCUUCACGGCAGCGCUGUCUUUGAUGGCUCUGAAUACUCCAUGUCCGGCGACGGUGUCUACGUCGAUGAUGGUCCUGUCGUCCUCUCCCCCGUCUUCCAAGUGCCCCAUGGUUCAGGAGGAGGCUGUGUCAACAUGGGCCCAUUCGCCGGCUUGCAGACCACUAUGGCCCCAAUUGGAAUCGAGAACUUGAUCGCAGGUCUACCCCUGCCCGACACCGCCUUUCAACUCAACAAGACUUGUUUGACGCGUGAUCUCAACACUUACGUCGCCCAGAGAUACUGCAACUACACUGCUCUCUACGAGACGCUGGAGACCGACGACCUCCAGACGUUCGACCACCUGAUCAACGGCAUCAUCGGCGGCGCAGAGCUCGGCUUGCAUUCGGGCGCCCAUUUCAUCAUGGGAGCUCCGGCAUCCAGCAUCUUUGUGUCGGUCCAGGAUCCUAUCUGGUGGAUUCUCCAUAGCAUGCUCGACAACCUCUACACUUCAUGGCAGAUCCGUCAUCCGGACCUUGCCAUGGCCGUGUAUGGCACUGAAACCGCCAACAAUGCGCCACCCAGUCCGAAUGUUACGAUUGACACGCCAGAACCGGGUUGGGGCUAUUUCGAUCCGAACCGCUAUCCCAUCAGAAAUUUGAUGAACACCACUUCCGGUCCGUUCUGCUAUAAAUACGAUGUCGCCUUGUAG